AUGUUCCGUCAAAGUAUUCGGCGCUUUGGUACUACCGCCCUUCGCGCUGCGGAGGGAUCAACUGCCUAUGCCACCAAAGUGUCCACUGCCCAAGGCUAUGUCAAUGGCCUGACGGAAGCAAUUGGCAACACUCCCCUAAUUCGACUGAAGCGUCUUUCCGAGGAAACCGGUUGCAACAUUCUAGGCAAGGCGGAGUUCCAGAACCCUGGUGGUAGUGUCAAGGAUCGGGCCGCUCUCUUCGUCGUCAAGGAUGCCGAGGAGAAGGGACUGCUGAAGCCCGGCGGUACCGUUGUCGAGGGUACUGCCGGUAACACUGGUAUUGGCCUUGCCCACGUCUGCCGGUCAAAGGGAUAUAAGCUGGUCAUCUACAUGCCCAACACCCAAUCCCAGGGCAAGAUUGAUCUGCUCCGUCUGCUGGGUGCGGAGGUCUACCCGGUUCCCGCCGUCGCAUUCGACAACCCUCAGAACUACAACCACCAGGCUAAGCGACACGCAGAGUCGCUAGACAAUGCAGUCUGGACCAACCAAUUCGACAACACCGCCAACCGCCAGGCGCACAUUGAGACCACCGGCCCCGAGCUGUGGGCUCAAACCGGCGGCAAGAUUGAUGCCUUUACUUGUGCCACCGGUACUGGUGGUACCCUGGCUGGUAUUACCCGCUACCUCAAGACCGCUAGCGACGGUCGUGUGAACUACAUCCAGAGCGGCGGCAAGUUGACCGAUCGCUCUGGUGGCAGUAUCACCGAGGGUAUUGGUCAGGGUCGUGUGACCGACAACCUGCAACCGGAUAUUGAUCUCCUCGACGGCUCGGUCAACAUUCCUGACGAGAAGUCUAUCGAGAUGGUCUACCGCUGUCUGGAUGAGGAGGGUCUGUACCUGGGUGCUAGCUCGGCUCUGAACGUCGUGGCUGCGAAGGAGGUUGCCGAGAAGCUGGGCAAGGGCAACACGGUCGUCACUGUUCUUUGUGAUGGUGCCUACCGCUAUGCAGACCGUCUGUUUUCCGAAACUUGGCUCAAGAGCAAGGAGCUUCGUAGUGCUAUUCCCAAGCACCUUGAGAAGUACAUUGUUCUUCCUUGA
Penicillium waksmanii is the source of this 1077-nucleotide messenger RNA. RefSeq names its product cysteine synthase A. Gene Ontology annotation, molecular function: cysteine synthase activity. The coding region runs from base 1 to 1077 and encodes 358 amino acids. The record is from RefSeq and is a predicted model, not a curated record. Lineage: Eukaryota; Fungi; Ascomycota; Eurotiomycetes; Eurotiales; Aspergillaceae. The transcript has 3 exons. Gene Ontology annotation, cellular component: cytoplasm.